Messenger RNA from Mytilinidion resinicola, 1978 nucleotides. Its product is annotated as Pex24p-domain-containing protein. Gene Ontology annotation, biological process: peroxisome organization. The record is from RefSeq and is a predicted model, not a curated record. The transcript is spliced from 3 exons. Bases 180 to 1877 code for a protein of 565 amino acids. Gene Ontology annotation, cellular component: peroxisomal membrane. NCBI's taxonomy places the organism in Eukaryota, Fungi, Ascomycota, Dothideomycetes, Mytilinidiales, Mytilinidiaceae.
AUCAUGACGCCGACGCAGCCAACGCCUCAGUGUUUCCUCCAUCGCUCGCCUUUGAAAAGCACACACAUGCUCAGACGAGUAUCUACUACCUUUCCAACCAAGAUCCCUAUCUCUCCGCGGCUGCGCCUCUUCGCCUCUCACGGCAGGCGCUGGCGAUGACGCAGUAAAUCGCAGACUGCAUGGCAGCAAUUGAGACUCCCUGGAUAGACCAUAUGUCCACUCCAUCCCACCCAGUCGACGAUGGAGGUGCCUCUCGGCAGCCAAACGGGGACCCCAAUCCGCCUACCUUCGCUGCCUUCGCGCCCACGACUCUAGGACAAUCCACGCCUCACUCAAAGCUCCGGUCUACCAUUUUGGUGCACCAAAAGUCGCCGCUGCUCGUCGCAACCCCUCCACAAAUCACCCGCGUGUUGGCCUAUUCGCAUCCUUUCCUCGUUCCUCUCAACAAAGUCGUGGGCCUCCUCACGUGGACAACAGGGGAUCCAUGGGAGAGUUUCCUGCUCGUCGCAGCAUUUUGGGCCAUCACUAUAUACGGGGAUGCUGUCAUACGCUGGACAGGACCCUUAGUGGUGGUAUUCGGCCUCAUCUUCGGGAUGUAUACGCGGCGGUAUUCCCCGUUGUCAUCGACCGGCUGGAUGGGCGAGAAAGGGCAAAAGGGACAUAAACGGGCCGAGUCAGAAGGGAGUACGCGGCACCACAAGAGCCUAGACGAGAUCGUGGAUACCCUAAAGCUAUUCACGUCGCGGUGUAACAUACUCCUGGACCCAAUGUUGGGCUUGACCGACUUCCUCUCCACGCAGAGAACCGCCACCUCGGCAAGCACGAGACCCGCCCUCACGACCCUGUUCAUCCGAAUAUCAUUCGUCACGCCCGUUUGGAUCAUCCUAACCUUGCCACCGCUGUAUAUUAUCACCACCAAGAGAGUCAUUGUUACCUUUGGUACAUUAGUCCUCAGUUGGCAUUCGAGACCCGCAAGAGUCUCACGAACGAUACUAUGGCGGUCAAAAACCGUUAGGAGAGUUUGCACAACAAUCACUGGCCUCGAUUUCGGGGAACCGGCGCCGAAAAAUAGCGACGGGGCUCCUUCGUUGCCUAAACGAACGAAGACGGCACAAGAGAUCGCGGCAUCUCUAGUUGCAAAACGACGACCAGACUCCCCUGGGAUUCGAUUCACUUUCACGCUAUUCGAGAACCAACGGAGAUGGCUUGGCAUUGGAUGGACCGCUUCUAUGCUCGCUUACGAACGGGCCUCUUGGACGGAUGAGCACCUCAAUCCGGCCCCAGCUAAGGACUCCUUCGACCUACCUGAUGUCGAAGGAGGGCAUGCGCGAUGGCGCUGGGUGGAAGGCAGUGAAUGGCGAAUUGAAGGGUACAACGACGACUCGAGUGACAAUGAGAGCAAAAGAGCUGCCAAGGAGGAAGCGGCUGGAUGGAUUUACUAUGAUAAUAAAUGGCGAGACGGACGGCGGGGCCUAGACGGCUGGGGUCGAUACACGCGACGCAGGAAGUGGUGCCGAGACGCAGAACUGGUAGAGGUCACCCCAUCCACUGAGAUAACCCCCUCGCCAACGCCCAAGGUCAACCCAGCUGGAGACGUAGCUCUUUCAGACGUCGAAUCAAGCCAACUGAGCGAGCCAUCACUCGCCGACGGUAGGGACAUCGAGACGGCAAGCAGCACAUCCCGCAAACGACGUUGGUUCAAAAAGAGCCAUGACGAUGGAAGAUUUCCCGGGAAACCUCCUAGCGAUAAGAGCUCGACGAUGGCGAGCUCGAGCAGCCUGGAGCUGAACGAGGACGAAGACGUGCACUCGCCGCUGAACCAGGAUCGAGAGAACGAAUGGGGGCUGAACGAUGACAUCCGAAUGACUCUAGGGUAGCUCUAGGACAUGUCGUGGGCGUACGGGUUGGUGUGUUGCAUGCUGCGAGCGUUCAUUUGACGCACUCAUACUCGAAAGCUGCUGUAUCACCACUGUUGGCG